ACGGAAGUCGGAUUUAGCAUCAUUACAGAAGUGUGUGACGUGGACGAACAGCCAUCUUAUGAGAAACAUUAAGGAAAACAUACGAUUUUUCCAGUAAUUAAAGAAGUAUCGUUGUUGGCAUCUCAAGGAUGUCUGAUAGUCGGUCUGUACACCAGUCCAACUAUCGUGGCUGGUUGUACAAGUGGACGAACUAUUUGAGAGGUUACCAGAAGCGUUGGUUUGUUCUGCAAAAUGGACUUCUUUCCUACUACAGAAAUCAGGCAGAAAUGGCUCAUACCUGCAGAGGUACAAUUAAUCUUGCAAAUGCCUACAUUCACACAGAAGAUUCCAAUACAAUAGUCAUCUCUAACAGUGGUACCCACACAUUUUACCUGAAGGCGACAUCAGAGGUGGAACGUCAGAAAUGGGUGACAGCCUUAGAACUUGCCAAAGCCGAUGCUAUCAAGCUUAAUGAACCUGCUGACAGUGAUGAAGAGGUAGAACCUGAGCCUGAUAAGAAUGAGUUACAGAAUAUGGUAAAAACAUUGACGUCCAAACUAGAGGACAUGAAUACGUGCAAUGAUUUGAUUGCCAAGCAUGGCAGUGGUCUACAAAGAGCACUAACAGAGCUGGAGUCAAUGGAUAACCCUAGUGAAGCUGGAGGAAAACUGAAGGUCAUCAAUGAAAGAGCCACCAUGUUCAGGAUCACCACCAAUGCUAUGAUCAAUGCCUGCGGGGAGUAUCUGGACGUGGCCCAGAAUCAGGUGAAGAGGCUACAGAAGAUCGUUAAUUAUGAACACGAACAAAGGAUGAAGUUAGAGGAGAUGGUGGAACAUCUGGCCAAAGAACAGGUCACCUUAGAAGCUAAAGCCAAACAAUCCAUGGGACAGGCCCCGAUCAAGAAAGGACCUGGGGGGUCAGAUGAUGAGGAUUUCUUUGAUGCUUUGGAUUACCAGGCUGAGGAAUUUGAAGUGGCUCUUCCACACACACAGACAAAACACAGACGUACAGACAGUAGUUUGAGUUUUGACAGUCAGGCUGAUGAGCGCAGUAGUGACCUGAGCAGUGAGGAGGAGUCUGAGGGACAGGAAGCCAGGGUCUACUCCCACAAGUCUAAACAGGCCGCCUCCAAACAGCCUACAGCAAGUGUGAAAUCCCGAGUAAAGAGAAAUGCCAGUGGAGAUAUGAAAAAGAAUGGGGACACUCAGCUGGCGGUAGCUAAACCACAACCAGUCCGAAAAGGAGCUCGUGUCAGACGAACAACGAUCCCACCCAAGCCAAACUACAGCCUGAAUCUGUGGAGUAUUAUGAAAAACUGUAUAGGAAAAGAUCUCUCCAAAAUCCCUAUGCCUGUAAAUUUUAGUGAGCCGUUGUCCAUGUUGCAGCGUUUGACCGAGGACUUUGAGUACGCGGACUGUUUAGAUCGAGCAGCAGCCUGUGAGGAUUCUGCGGAACAGUUGGUCCACGUCGCAGCCUUUACGAUUUCCUCUUACUCCACAACCACCCAUCGUAACACAAAACCAUUUAAUCCACUUCUAGGAGAAACAUACGAGUGCGACCGUACUGAUGAUCUGGGCUGGAAGUCAUUUGCUGAACAGGUGGGCCAUCACCCGCCUCUGGCCGCGGUGCACAGAGAGGGACGAGAAUGGAUACUCUACCAGGAGAUGGCUAUAGCUAGUAAAUUCAAGGGCAGUUACUUUCAAAUCACACCUCAGGGUAUAGCCCACCUUGUGUUUAAGAAGUCAGGCAAUCAUUACACCUGGAGGAAAGUCACCACAACUGUCCACAACAUUAUUGUGGGCAAGUUAUGGGUGGAUAACCAUGGUGAAAUGGAUAUAACCAAUCACAAGACACAGGAUAAAUGUCAUCUCAAGUACUCGGCUUAUAGUUACUUCUCCAGGGAAAUCCCGAGAAAGGUUACUGGGGUGGUCACCGAUCAAGAUGGCGCUGCUAAGUGGGUCCUAACGGGAACCUGGGACAAAAGAAUGGAAGCCGCCAAGGUGGUGCACAUUGAUGAAUCUAACAAAGGAAAGCCCGUGUUUGAGACAGGCCCACAUAUCUGUAUCUGGGAGAAAAGACCACUGCCUCCAGGAGCAGAGAAGAUGUAUAACUUCACAACACUAGCUGUGACCCUUAAUGAGCCAGAGGAUGGCGUUGCACCGACAGACUCUAGGCUGAGACCGGACCAGCGGGCGAUGGAGGAGGGAAAUUGGGACGAAGCCAAUAAAUUCAAACUACAGCUGGAGGAAAAACAGAGGGCUGCCAGGAAAAAACGGGAAGCGGAGGCAGAGGAGGCUGCUAAAAGGGGAGAAACAGUUAAAGGUUACCAGGCUGUCUGGUUUGAAAUGAAACAAGACCCUAUCACGGGAAGUCCUAUACACAUGUACAAUGGACGUUACUGGGACUGUAAAGAGAAAGGGGACUGGUCAGUCUGUCCUAACAUAUUCUUAUAGCUGAUGUAGUCACUUAGGAAUUAUUUUAUUACCAAAGUAAUCUGAUCAUGACUGACUUCUAUCAAAUAGAGAUGCAGGUUUAAAUUGUGAUAUGAAAAUUAAAAAAAUAAAUCCAUCGUUUUUUAAUAUAUUAAGUAAUUGAUUAUAAUCCAUGUCUUCAGUUGUUUUUGUGUAGUAGAGCAAUGUACUGUGAGUGUGUGUGAGAGAGAGAGGAAGAGAGAGAGAGCCCACUUUAUAAGUUGCUGAAGAGACUUUAGGUCACCCAAAGCAAUAACAGCAAGUUUAUGAUAAUCCCCAUUGAAGCAUUCAUCCACAGGUUCACGGUUUAUUUUUAUUUAUCUUUUACAAUUGAUUCAGUUCAUUCAGUUUGGUGCCAUAUUAUACCUGUAUUUUUUACUCCCUGUACAGUCAAUUUCUUCUGUUCCCGGCCUCAUGUUUUUUGUACUGGCUGUACAGUAGAUUCUGUCUAUCCAUGGCCCUUUUUAUAUUGUACUUUACAGUAGAUCCCAACUUUUACUGGUCAAAGAACUCUGAAUUUUUAUUGUUACCCAACAUUCCUUUCUUGCCUUUGUUUUAUUUAUUCCAGUCUUUUUUUUAAAAUAUGAUUUAAAAGCUGACCAUUUUUAUGACAUGAAGCAGAAGAUGAUGACAUGGUAGUGUGAAUUUAUAGAGGUGUUGUGAUGUUCAUGUGGCUUUUGCUCAGUAUGCAUUGAUGCAUUACCUAGUGUAGCAAAUGUUCAUUUUUAUGCAAUGAAUAUAUCAAAGGUUGACUUUUUAUUCCCAUCAUUUAACAUAAAGCCUUUGUAAAUCGUUGAUUUUGUGUAAAUUCAGACAAGAAUUAGUGUAGAGAGUAGGAACGAUAUGUGAACACAUGCACUGCGUAUUGUUGAUUAUGUGUAAUCUAUGUCAAUAAGAUAUAAUUUGGGAUUGCAAUAUUGUGAUUGAAUUAUAUC
This is a messenger RNA of Saccostrea cuccullata (small rock oyster), 3385 nucleotides long. Its product is annotated as oxysterol-binding protein 1-like. Lineage: Eukaryota; Metazoa; Mollusca; Bivalvia; Ostreida; Ostreidae. Gene Ontology annotation, molecular function: sterol binding. Bases 129 to 2432 code for a protein of 767 amino acids. Gene Ontology annotation, cellular component: plasma membrane; intracellular membrane-bounded organelle; cytosol. The record is from RefSeq and is a predicted model, not a curated record. The transcript is spliced from 13 exons.